GGAAGCAGCGAGUGGAAUGUUGAUACAUUGUUGUUGUUUUGUAGUUAAUUUAGUUCAGCGAAACAUUUCGCUUCCAUUGCAGGACGCGUAUUCCGACCGAGGCAAGGCUCAACCUGUUGAUUCCCGGACACUCUCGGAAAUAUCUGCGCACUCCCGACUGCAAUUCCGCGUUCACGAAAGAUUUUUGAAGAGUUCUGACUAGCUGCUUGUAUGCAGGGUAUGACGACUCAUUUUAAAGCGGGCAAAGCUUUAAAGGUAAAGAAGGAGGUGGGUGAGAAUGCCCCGGCACUCAGCGAUGAUGAGCUGGUGGCCAUGUCGGUGCGGGAACUCAACCAGCACCUGCGUGGGUUAACCAAGGAAGAUGUGGUUUGGUUGAAACAGCGGCGGCGCACACUAAAGAACCGUGGGUACGCCGCAAGCUGCCGAAUCAAGCGGGUCUCGCAGAAGGAGGAGCUUGAACGGCAAAAGACAGAGCUGCAACAGGAAGUGGACAAGCUGGCCCGUGAAAACGCCAGUAUGCGGUUGGAGCUGGAUGCGCUUCGUGCCAGGUACGAGGCCCUGCAGUGCUUCGCCCGGACUGUCACCCGCGGGCCUCCCGGCAAGGUGGCCACCACCAGCGUCAUUACUAUUGUCAAGUCCACCAAUCACAGCCCCAGCUCUGCUCCCUUCUCGGCACCUUCGUAGUGCUGAUUGACCUUGCCUG
Molecule: messenger RNA, 703 nt
Organism: Xyrauchen texanus (razorback sucker)
Lineage: Eukaryota; Metazoa; Chordata; Actinopteri; Cypriniformes; Catostomidae
Product: transcription factor MafK-like
Exons: 3
Coding region: 211-684 (157 amino acids)
Biological process (GO): regulation of transcription by RNA polymerase II
Cellular component (GO): nucleus
Molecular function (GO): RNA polymerase II cis-regulatory region sequence-specific DNA binding; DNA-binding transcription factor activity, RNA polymerase II-specific
Source: RefSeq, a predicted model, not a curated record